Toxotes jaculatrix (banded archerfish) is the source of this 3034-nucleotide messenger RNA. RefSeq names its product RAB3A interacting protein (rabin3)-like 1 (gene rab3il1). NCBI's taxonomy places the organism in Eukaryota, Metazoa, Chordata, Actinopteri, Toxotidae. The record is from RefSeq and is a predicted model, not a curated record. Gene Ontology annotation, biological process: exocytosis. Gene Ontology annotation, molecular function: guanyl-nucleotide exchange factor activity. The coding region runs from base 278 to 1219 and encodes 313 amino acids. Gene Ontology annotation, cellular component: Golgi to plasma membrane transport vesicle. The transcript has 11 exons.
GUUGGUAGAUCUGGAUCCAGAGCCAGAGUCCAGAGUGGAGGGUGGCGGCCCGGCUGGGCCCACCUCAAGCAGAGAACAUGGCGAUCUCUCCCGGCUCCGCAGCUCCUCACUGGAAAUCAGAGAAAAGGGCUCGGAGAUCCUUAGGGAACAGCUGGACGCUGCAAAGAGGGAACUGAAACUUAAAGACAAAGAGUGUGAGCGUCUGUCGCAGGUCAGGGAUCAGCUGGAGCAGGAGCUGGAGGAGCUGACAGCCAGUCUGUUUGAGGAAGCUCACAAAAUGGUGCGUGAUGCAAAUGUCAAACAAGCAGCAGCAGAGAAGCAACUGAAGGAGGCUCAGGGGAAGAUUGACGUUCUGCAAGCAGAGGUGACGGCGCUCAAGACUCUGGUGUUGACGUCCACACCAUCCUCACCAAACCGCCAGCUGCACCCACAGCUCCAGCCUUCGGGAACCAGGGGAGCAUACAAACAUGCUGGGGGCCACACCCGCAACAAGAGCGCGAGCGGUGCCUUUCUAUCCUCACCUGGAAAACCACAACCUUCCUCAGUUUCCAUCCAGCCUGCGGCCAAAGAGGAUCGAGAGUCUGCUGUUCCUGCUCUCCUUUCUCUGAUUCUCUGCCUGGUUCCUGGACAGUCUGUCAAUGUGGCCUAUGGCUCUUAUUGGCAGGAGCGGGGAGAGGGGCUAGGCAUUGACAGCAGACAGAUGGACUCAGUUCUGUACGCAGAAUUUUUGAUGUGGAGGGAACAUCCAAGUCUAGACCGCUCCACCGCCUUCCUGAGUCGUAUCUACAGAGAAGACAUCGGGCCUUGUCUCUCCUUCACAAGAUCUGAGUUGUCCCAACUGGUGCAGAGCGCAGUGGAAAACAACUCUCUGACUAUCGAGCCUGUCGCCAUGUCAGCGUUGCCAGUGGUUAAAGCCUCAGCUAUAGAGUGUGGAGGCCCUAAUGGCUUUAGGGCAGCAAUAGAGACAAAAUGUGCAUUAAGUGGCAUGUCACGGCUCUGUCAACAUCGCAUUAAACUUGGUGACAAGGAGAGCUACUAUUACAUCUCUCCUUCUAGCAGAGCACGGAUCACAGCAGUGUGCAAUUUCUUUACUUACAUCCGCUACAUCCAGCAGGGCCUGGUGAGACACAAUUCGGAGCAGAUGUUCUGGGAGGUGAUGCGUCUCCGCAGAGAAAUGACUGUGGCCAAGUUAGGUUUCUACCUCACCGACCAGGGCUAGAGAGCCCGUCAGUCCACGGAAACACCCGACAGAACAAGCGUGAUCCCAGGACCUUGAUUAUUCAGAUGAAUCUGGGUUAAACUAUGGUAAAAAACAGGUCUUAGAUCAGGUUUUGUAGCAGAGGUUGUACAGCAUCAGUGCUGAAGCAGAGGUCAGCCAACAAGGGAAGCAGAAAAUAUUCUAGUGCCACUUUUGGAUACGCAAUAAGACAAUUAAAAAUGAACCAGCACAGGUAGAGAGAAAUGUAAAUAACACCAUUUUAAAGAUUGUGUUACUCCCAGAUAUGUAAAAUAUAUUCUUCCCUUAUACUACAGGCCUCUGUUGAUUUUUCUCCACUAGUGAAGAGAAUAGUUUCUGUUUUUUAUCUUGUGAGCUCUGAACCUCCCCGGUGGAGUGCACACGUCGUCUCAUGUUAAUAGAUUUUAUAUAUCAAGUUGCAGGCAUUAGUCUGUUGGACAGAUAAGCAUGGGAUGAAUCAGCCAAGAGAGUUUAGUUUGUCUCUUACCUCAAGUAUUACAUACUUAGAUAACUAUAUAUUUAAGAUAUGUGAGAUUGACAAUGUCCACAUUGUUUCCAUAGAACAGCUUGUUUUCUUUAUUUUUACAUAAAUGUAAUUCUCACUAGCAUCUCUUAGUUGCUUUCAGUUACCAGCUCAAACAUCAUGCUUUGUUUCAGCAUGGCCCUAACUCUGAUGAUGCACUCUUGCAGUACCUGUUGUAGAGGCCUUGUAUAAAGAUACAGAUGACCCAUCUGCAGCCUCCUGCAAGAAAAACAUUUUCACAUUAGCUUGUGUGUUAAUAAUCAGAAAUAUAGACAAUGGAUCAAUUAUUAUACCUCCACGUUCAAUAGUGACAGCUUUACAGUGUAAACAGAAAAUAAACAAGCUUUAAUACAAGUUAUCGCAAUAUGCACAACUGUUGCAACUGUAGUUUUGCACGUCUGCAAUGAACAGUAUGUACAUACAGUAUAAGCCAUAAAUGACUUUGCAUGAAUGCAGCACAUAGCCAUACUAUGCAAUGUAAAUUGGUUGUACCUCGUAGUAAAGAUUUAUUACUAUUAAUGACCAUUUUUUAAAUAGAAAACAGUCUUUUGAAGGUAAAAAUGAAGAAUAUUGUGUCAGAAAGUGCAAUAACUGUUUCUUAGCCUUUUCUAGGGCUUUGAGGUUCCUAACCUUAGUGUGCUGGUCAUUAACUGUGUCUUCCAGUGUAAACACUCCAUUAAAAAACCAGGCAUUGUAGCCUAUCACAGUUUGUAGCAUAUGUGAUUUAUAGAUGUUGUCUGUAUAAAAUCUGUUGGCAGUAAAAUGGAUUAGUUUGCCUUUGAUUUCAGAUAUUUGUGAAUUUCAGACUUGGAGUUUGGGAGUUAUGACUCAUCACUGUAAUUAAUUUCAAGGCAGCACAAUUGGAUGACACAAGACCUGUUUGUCUCAGGGUGCGUCACUGGUUUUAGAUUAAGGUCAUCGCCAGGAACCGCCUGGUUACUCCAAUACAAAAUGCUCUGAUACACCCACAGUUCAGAGGGGCUUUAUGGUUUGAAAAUCUGUUUUUGGAGCAAACAUUCCAGUAAGAUUUUAGUUUCCGGAUUGAAAAGACUUUUGUGAGCUUGUUAUUCUGUUUUCACGGCCUGGUCAUACAGAUUACAACAGGCCACAAAAAUAGUUUGACUUGUAGUUAAUGAAUGAGCACCGUAAGGCAGGUCAGGAUGGCAUACUGUGUAGUCAGAGGACAAAGCGUAACAUCAUAUGUUAUUAAACCAUCUUGUUAUCGACUGAGGGCAACAACAGGGAUGCUUAUUUAUGUAAAACACUGAUUCGUU